Vespa crabro (European hornet) is the source of this 4385-nucleotide messenger RNA. It is a transcript of the gene Vps36, whose product is annotated as vacuolar protein-sorting-associated protein 36. The record is from RefSeq and is a predicted model, not a curated record. The transcript is spliced from 6 exons. NCBI's taxonomy places the organism in Eukaryota, Metazoa, Arthropoda, Insecta, Hymenoptera, Vespidae. Gene Ontology annotation, molecular function: phosphatidylinositol-3-phosphate binding; ubiquitin binding. Gene Ontology annotation, biological process: protein transport to vacuole involved in ubiquitin-dependent protein catabolic process via the multivesicular body sorting pathway. Bases 89 to 1297 code for a protein of 402 amino acids. Gene Ontology annotation, cellular component: ESCRT II complex; late endosome membrane.
UGGUAUGCCUGGCUUGCACAAAUAAAUGUCAAAAUAUUAAAAAAUUCGAUAUAUGUAUUCACUUUGACUAUUUCUUCUUUCUUUUACAAUGAAUAGAUUUGAAUAUGCUAAUCCUCGUCUUCUACCCAACGAAUUAAACGUCAGACGUGAUUUUGGUGUACGUUUGUACGAUGGAGACGUUAAGACACAAUUUGAAGGUGGACAAUUAUAUAUUACGACUCAUCGAGCACUUUGGGGAAGACCGGAUGAUAUACCAAGAGGUAACACUUGCCUCUCAUUACCAUUAAGAUAUGUAGUUUUCCACGAAGAGGAAUCUCCAGGUCCAUUUUCUUUUAGACGUAACAAUAAAGUUAUUUUACAUCUAUCUGAACCAUCUCCUGAUAAAAUGCCUGGACCAGCGGAGAAUAGUGCCUUUAAUUAUAUUAAAUUAUCAUUCAAAGAGGGUUUGGAUUCAAAUUUUAUAAUAGAAUUAAGAGAUGUACUUAGAAAAAGAACCUGGGAAUCGGAUCCUCCUAUACCAUAUCAAUUAACCGAUAUGAAUAUUCAAAGUUUACGUAUUACAUCUAAACCAUUGCCACAAAUAAAACCACGAACGGGUAUUAUAGGUAUUGAAAGGAGUCUUCAAGAACAACAAAAGGCAACGGAUGAGAGUAUUUCUAAGGCAUUCCAAGAUCUUAAGAAGCUUAUGGAAAUGGCUAAAGAUAUGGUGGCCAUAUCUAAAACCAUCUCUGCAAAAAUAAGGGAGAGACAAGGAGACAUCACGGAGGAUGAGACUGUUAGAUUUAAAUCUUAUUUGAUGAGUCUAGGUAUCGAUGAUCCUGUAACGAGAGAUGCUUACAAAAGUAGUAAUGAAUAUUUUAAACAAUUAGCUAUGCAGCUUGCAGUUAUUUUAGAAGAACCGAUCAAGGACGUAGGUGGAAUGAUGACAUUGACCGAUGUUUAUUGUCGUGUUAAUCGAGCCAGAGGAUUAGAACUUUUGUCACCGGAAGAUUUAUUAAAUGCUAGUAGACAAUUAGCGUCUUUAAGCUUGCCUAUUGUAUUAAGGAUCUUUGACAGUGGUGUUAUGGUUCUUCAAAUUCGAUCUCACGAUGAUCUUGCAGUUGCUGAUUCUAUAGCAGAUUUAUUACAGGAAAGGGGUUCAAUAACUGCGGAGGAACUUGCACGAUCCGAAGGAAUAUCUGUUUUAUUAGCACGAGAAAGAUUGUUAGUUACGGAAAAACAUGGAAAAGCUUGCAGAGACGAUACGAUAGAAGCAUUAAGAUUUUAUCCAAAUUUAUUUUUAGAACAAAACGCGUAACCCUUAAAAGUUCAUAUAUAUAUAUAUUUUUAUCAUUGGCAUCAUGGAAUUACAAGAAAACGCAACUGCCUCUAUUAUUAUUAUUAUUAUUAUUAUUAUUAUUAUCUUAUUCAUUAAGUAUUCGUAUAAUUCUCGUGCCUUUAUAAAUCGUGCACAGUUAAGUCCAAUGCAAUGAUUAAAAAAAAAAGAAAGCAAUUUUUAUCGUCCUCGCAGUGCAUACAACGUAGCUUGUUACAAAACAAAGGUAUAUAAUCGUAAAUGUUAUAUUAAAAGAACAGAAAAAAAAAAGAAAAACAAAUGAUAUAUAUAUAUAUAUAUAUAUAUAUAUAUAUAUAUAUAUAUAGAGAGAGAGAGAGAGAGAGAGAGAGAGUAAGAGAAAGAGAGAAAGAGAGAAUGUACAAUUCAAAUCAUUUUUAUGUUAUUUUAUAUUUCAAUCAAUACAAAAUUAUAGAAAUACUAUAAGAUUUUCUGCUUCUGAUUCAUUGGUAUCCUAUUUGAUACUAUCCUAAAGAAAAAAAAGAGAGAGAGAGAGAGAAAGAAGCAGGAACUAACUGGCGUGGCAGGUAUUAACGAGCGUCAUGUAAACACACACAUAACACACAAUACUACGUACAUACAAUAAUACAUACACACAAUAAUGUAACCUUGAUGAGAUCAGCAAAAUGUCAAGGCUAGAAUGAAAUCUCUCUUUCUCUCUCUCUCUCUCUCUCUCUCUCUCUUACUCUCUCUUCUUACUGAAAUGUAUAAUUUAUAUAUACGAUAAAAAAAAAAAAAGAAAAGAAAAAAAAACUGAAUAUAAUUACAUUGUUUUAUAAUUGAGAAUACAAGUAUUAUUAAUCUUCCAGUAUGGUUACACAUAGGACGUAUGAUCAUUAAGAAUUUUAUUCUUUUUCUUUCUUUGCUGGUGCCAAUAAUUAAAAAGAAUAAAAUUUUUCUUAACCAGUUAAUUAGCAUGUCGACUAAUGUCAUUCUAUAAAUAUCAUACUCUCCUACAGGUUUUCAUAUAAAAAUAGAAUCCAUUAAAGUCUGUAUCUAUCGCUAUGGUUUAUGCUAAUUGCUUCAUUAUUAUUUUCUCUUAUUCUAUAAGAUUAACGAAUUAUUCUAUGGUAAUAUUAUAAGAGAUUUAAUUUAUCCAUGGAAAUUCUUUUAAAAAGGAUAAUUUCCAAUGUAUCAUUUGUUUUUUUUUUUUGUAAAUUAUUAUUAUAAACAAAACAAAAAAAAAAAUUAAAUAAGUAUGUACGCGCGUGUGUGUACGUGUGUAUAUGUAUACACAUAGUAUCAGAAAUAUUCAAUAUUAAUAACAGUAAAAUGAUAAUAUGAAACGUAUGAUCAAUCACAAAUUGAUUCACAUACGUAGUUUGUGGUUUGCAAUUGACAAAAGAAAACUCUUAUUGGCCGCAAAACACCAAUUGCAAGUACAAGUACGUUGACUUUGAAAGUAAGAGUUACACACACACACACACACAUAUACACCAUCGAUAAAUCUGAUCGUUUCGAACAUUCUCACCAGAUGUAUAUAUAUAUAUAUAUAUAUAUAUAUAUAUAUAUAUAUAUAUAUAUGCAUAUGCAUGUAUACAUGUUUUCAUACGUUUUCUUAUUUCAUUUGAAUUACUAUAGCAUCCAUAUAUAAUAUUUGCUGAGUCGAGAGAGUAUGGAGUUAGUACUUGGGAUGCCAUAGAGCAUUAAUAUCUAUGUUUUAACGUUACAUCAUCAUCUCGUGACUUUCUACAUCCUCUUUGAUAUAUAACCAAGCUAGAAAAAAUUUCCUCGACAUUUAAUCACGUGAAAGGGAUCUCUCUCUCUCUCUCUCUCUCUCUCUCUCUCGCUCUCUCUCUUUCUCUGUCUCUGUAUCUGUCUUGACGUAAAAGAUAAAAUUAAAAUUCGUGUUAAAUCUUAUUUUACAAAUUUAGAUGAGUCAAUGAUGGCGAGGAUUGAACUAUCAAAAAAAAAAAAGAGAUUGAUAAUCAAAGUUAGAUAAAAACAUUCAUCUAACUAGUUAUUUAGAAUAUGCUAGUCAUCGAUUAAAGAUUAGAAACUAUUAUCGAUUUUAAUUUACCAUACUUCUAUGAAACUAUAAAAAAAAAAAAAAAAAAAAGAAAAGGGAAACAGAAAUAAAAGAAACUUUUACUGAUGCGCGUUAAUAAAAUAAUAGAUCUAGUGAUACGAUUUGAUGUGAAGUGAAGAUUUUGAUCUUUUUUUUUCUUUUUCUUUUUCUUUUUUUUUUUUUUUUUCCUUUUUUGUCUUUCUUCCUUUCUUUUUCUUAAGUUGAAUUCUAACAAUAAGCUAUCUAAAUAGCUUUGACAAAAGUUUCCGAAACAAAUCUCUUCCUUUUGCUUGGGUAAUUCUCUUUCACAUGCUCUUCCUGUUUUCCCUGUCUUUUCUCGGGACAUUGCACGGCGAUUAGACUUUGCAAAAACGUUACGUGAAAUUACGUAAAGUCAUUUCCAUGAGUUUCAGAGCGUAUUGACUGUCUAAUCGGGACGAACCGUUACUUUGAUUAGUUUCCCACUUCCUUUGGCGUAUACGCAUAAGAGGACUAAGGAACCACAAUACAUACGUUUGCCCAUACAACUUUUUCUUUUCUUUUCUCUUGUUUUUUUUUCUUUUUCUUUUUUUUUACAUGACUAAGUUUCUUCUAUAGAUCGUUAAAAAAAAUAAAUGCAUAAAAGGUCUCUGCAUAUAUCUUUCGAACGAUAAUUAUCAAAGAUAGAUAUGACUUAAUUAUAAAGUAUUCUAUGGAAAAAAAAAAAGAAAGGAAAGAAAAAUAAACCAUCUCAGUUAUUUCCUGGCAACAAAACUUUUUCUUUUCUUUUCUUCUUUUUUUUUUUUUUUUUCUCCAUACAAAAUGCAUAUGAUUGUAUCAUAAAGAUGCAAUUGCAAACCGUUAACUAUUCUCGUUGCACGUAUAAACGCACGAAUUUCCAUGUAUACAUUUGUUAAUUAAUUAAUCAUCUAAAUAUAUUAUCGUGGGUAAGAUUAGUAAAGAGCAAAGGAAAGGAAGAAACGAUAACGAUUAUGGGAUCAUUAAACUUUGAAUUUCUUUAUUCAAGCACGCAUCGGAAUAAAUAAUAAAUAAUUAAUAAAUCAA